This is a messenger RNA of Varroa destructor (honeybee mite), 8968 nucleotides long. RefSeq names its product lysosomal-trafficking regulator mauve (gene mv). Gene Ontology annotation, molecular function: protein binding. The record is from RefSeq and is a predicted model, not a curated record. Lineage: Eukaryota; Metazoa; Arthropoda; Arachnida; Mesostigmata; Varroidae.
CGGAUUCUGAAAGACGUUCAUUAUUUUUAUUAUUCUAUUAUCUUUGUUCGUGAAGUGGUUCCGUUUUCGUGUGUCGCUACUGCUGCUGCUGUUGGUGCUGGUGCUGCGGGUGCCCCAUUAGGAUGGACGAAGACGACGAAGCCUCGUUACAUCGCCUUUGGAGUUUGAUCAUAGUUGGAUUGUCAGCAAAAAGUUCCGAUUGCCCUGAACAGGUACACGUAUUCAGCUGUAAAUUCCUCUCAGCUCAUAUUAGGGGUUACCUCUCGGAUCCAUUGUCGUGGAGCAAAGCCGUGUCCAUCGCAAGCUAUGUGCUCGUCAAUCGCCUUCGUACGGAAAAAGAUCCAGCGAGCGAUCCGGUUUGCUGGAAAUUACUUGUUAUGCUAAAGUUGAUCGGAGUAACACAUCUUCCAUUCAAAGUGGAGCUUUUAGAAGCGAUAGAGGGGGUAUGGAAAUCUCUCAUAGAACAAGUGCACUUCGAGGAACAUGCGACAUGGCAGUCCCCAUAUCCAGCACUUGUCAAGGCAGACACGUCGUCCCUAUCGCCGUUGGUGAAUGCGAUGUUACCACCGCGCAAGGGUUCGCGAGUCGACAAACCGGCACUGAUAGAUACACAUCAUCGACGUCGAAGUAUGAAUCACAGGAAAAAAAAAGAUCCAGAGAUCGAAGAGUUCACAUUUACCUCAAGUUCCGAAGGCGAACUACCGUCCAUAAAGGGCCCACCUUUAUCACUGGAAGAACGACGAGCAGAUAACCCCGACACAUCUAGUGUAGAAAAUGAUUUAACGGAACACGAAGCCCAGUUGUACAGUACAUACUUACCAAAAAAAGAUUUUGCCGCUCUGCUUCUCGACGUGCUUGAUUGUGUAUACCAAACUGAACCACACUUCGGCCGCAUUGUGUUCUAUGGAACGACUGACAAACAUUUUUUACUAAUAUCCCUCCGUCUGUUGCUAAGGCAAAUUCUGAUAGAAAAAGGUGAUGGUAUAGGAAUCGAUUGGCUUGGAAGCUUGCUGUCUUGUCUCAAAAACCAGCAGGACGCGACGUUCCGUCAGGAGUGUGUUACGGUCCUGCUCACGAUUGCGUAUCAUCUAGUAAGCAAUAGUGGUCCAGAAUUCAAGUCCAAUUUGCUCACUGUCCUAGUGAAAAUUAAUGAGCUCGAGGAUGAUCUCUUCGUUAUUGAGAAGCACUGCGCUAUACUAGCAGAAGUGGCCAUAUGUUUGAAGCAAUUGCGUCUCAAAUCUGGUCGUCACUCCGACGUGUUCCAUCAUACCGACAGCUACGGGGUGCCAUUUGGAGCACAAAGUAAACAACAUGUCUGUGUCGCCGCGAAAAUAUGUGAACGCCUAAUACGUCUUGUGGCCCGAUUUUCACUGGUAGCCUUACAUGAGCUUCGACGAGUCGCUUAUUGUUGCUGUUAUCCACCUGUAGGACCUUUGCUCGAGCUCUUUCAACGAAUUUCGGAUGGGGAACGACUUUACGUACUCGAAGCUUUGGAAGCGUUCCACCGGCGGACAGGGUCGUGUCGUGUAUGCAGUAAUCGUUUAAACAGCGUCUCAUCGGCGACGUAUGCGCGGGUACUGUUUUCGACGCGGUCUCGAGAGCUUGCUAGCCAUCUUGCGGUUGUAGCGUCAUUAAGCAAUGUUGACGCGCGUACAGAACUUUACGAAAAGAUUGUGAUGUCUGCAUUCACGUCCUUCCUAGGACUGGAUGAUCUUCCGCUAGUAUUUCCUUUAUUAGGGAGCUUGUUCGAUACAUUGCCGUCUCUACCCACGGAGUUUUUUGAUAAAAAAGAACAUGUCGAAUUGCUUAGCACGUUUUUGUUCGUGAGUGAUCUUGCCUCACGGGUAGUAUCGAUGAGACUAUUUGAGACAAUAAUUUCGGGUAGUCUUGUGGCUCUAGAGACAUUCAUGAACAUUAUUGAAGACGAGAUGAACAACUGUCUCAAACAGAAGUCCGACUUAACGAUGGAGCCGAUUGCAGAUCUGUUGGAAACAUUUCACAAGGCCAAUGUGUUGUGCGUCAAGGAGUACUACAUCCGAUCGCGUUUCCAGUUCUUGGAUACCUCAUAUCGACUACUUCUUAAUUUACUUGCCGAUGCAACCACAAACGUGGCUUAUCAAAUUUGCGAUAUACUUUUAGCCAUGCUCUUAUUCCUUUGCCCCCUGCAGCUAUGGUCUGAUUGCGAACGGCCCCUUGAACGCGCAGAAAUCUGCAAGCAGAUCUACAACGCUAUCCCAAAGGAUCGCGACAACUAUGCGAAGAUCGCCCUUCUCAUCACUACAAACAUAUAUAAUCGUAUCGGUAAAGCGCAUACCGACAGCCGUUUUGUUGAAGCGCCUCACGAUGCCGCGCACGGAUCCGCCAGCACCGAUGCUGCACAAAAUGGUGGAGAGCCAGAAGGCUAUGAAGCAGAUCAAGACAGCGAUAGCGGCUUGGAUGGAAUACAUAAAAUGCCUACAGGACCGCGGCCUGCCGUCCAUUUUGAGGUGGCUUCCCUUUGUCUCGAUAUGGCAGCAUUUAUCUUAACUGCAUCGCCAGUGGCAGCGAACAGUUUCACAGGAAGUUUGCGACAUCUCGCAAUGAUGUGUCUUCAGAGUGAUCAACUUUUGAAAAUUCUAUUGGAAAUUGGCUCUACCAGUCGUCUCUGUCGAAGCUACCUAGCGGGCUACCGGAAAUUUGGGUCAUACUCCGACCAGCUUACGGAGGCGCUGCUGCAUCUCGUUCAGAUCUUAUGCAGGCAUUCAAUCACUAGUGAUGAACUUUUUGAUCUUCUGCAGCUUUUUAAAGUUGACAAACCGGCCUAUGAAACACUUCUGAAUAAUUUAAAUCAGUUGCUCUACCAGCCCCAAGGGUCACUUGGAUACCCCGAUCGAGUGUUAAUAUUUCGGCCGUUUACGCGUGAGCAACUCGGCCCCCCGGAAAGUUGGUUGGCACAAACCAAACGAACUAUGUUAGAUGGUGAGGGACCGUGGGCGGAAGCUGGUGCUGCAGCUGCGCUACCAUUAGCCACAGUGACCGAUUUUGAUGGAGUGUCGUUUUCACUUUGGUUUCGUGCUGAUACUGUUGGCACAACACAUUUGGUGUCGCUAGGAAAUCGGCAGGCUCUCCUUGAAGCAUGGUUAGAGCAGAGACUCCAUGACGGCCAAGGCAAAGGGUUCGCGAUGAUCCGAAUUGUUUUGUCCACUGGGCGUCCUCUGUACGAGCGACUUUGGACAGGCACCUUACCGAUGCUGUCCUCGUUACCAAAUCAAGGAGGCCUUGGAAACUGGGCCCACAUCUACGUAGAGAUGAGCGGACAUAACAAGAUCUCGGUAUCAACCAACGGACAGAAACGCGAGUUAGAAGGGGUGCCCUAUCGAGCCCUCGCAAGCCUUGAAGUAGUGCUUCUGGGCUGUCAAGUUUGCCCUAUUCGCAUUUCCAGCCUUAUGUUAUUCAAAGGACUUGAGCGAGGCGAUCACUCUACGGUGCUUUAUCGUCUUGGUCCCUCGUACCAAAGCCUAGUUGAAUGUCCUUUGAGUGCACACUCGCGGAUUUUUGAACUUCAGGGAAGCCUGCGCACGCUACAGCGACACCUAGCAUUAGCUUACCAGCCAACGGACCCACUUCGAUUCGUCGCUUAUCCACGUCAAUCGAAGCUGAGCGUUCAGUCAUUUUUUUCAUCGACACGUCGAUUGCAGCACCUGCCAUCAGAACACGAUGUCUUCUGCUUCUCAAUGGAGCCUUGCGUCGCGCUCGAAGCUUCGCACAAUCUUCAUGUUGCAUUAGCAUCUCUCGGAGGCUACAGAGUACUUCUCUUCCUGUUAGCAUGGGUGGUCGAACGCACGAACCGACAGGAUCUUCACUCAGCAGCACUAGAAGUUGUCCUUCAAGCGGCCGAGUCUGGACCCGAGCUGCAAGCGGAAUUUCAGCGCGAGGGACUGGGCCUUACGAUGCUCGUACUAGAGUAUCCUAAAUGUCAAUUAUCUCUCUUGUUACUUAAAAUGUGCCUGACUCACUGUUGUGAUGCAACGGGCUUGAAGCUGCACCGCGCAGAGUUACUCUCUGAGCUGCUUUUGCCCUUGUGGCCUCGCUGGAGAGAAGCGGAACGAGCGCAACUGGCUGCAUUUCUUGCGCGCUGCACCCGACUGCGAAAUCCGCAUCACAUUGCUAAUGUCAAUCAGUUGGUUAAAGUGAAUGUUCUUGAUAGAUUGUUGAAUAUACUUAAGGAGGAAUAUGCUUCAGAGCAGUGCAGCCUGAGUAUAAACACCGCGGAAGAUCUGGUUGAAUUGGUAUCGUCAAUGUUAGCUGUCACUGGAUACCAGCAUGCACUACUUAGUUCACUCAUCGACUUCGUUGUACUUCUGCAUGAUGCAACCCGAACAUACGUCGUUCAUACAAGAAAUCAACGCGUAGCUUGGGGAGCCCUACCAGGGCGAGCACAUCCCUCUUCGAUGUCGAAGAACGAAAUGGACUUGACUUCAGCCAAGGAGACAGCGUUAGUUGAUGGUGCUGAUGUCAAUGAUGAUCGUUAUGAUGGACGUGGGGAAGGAACAAGGUCAGACAGUAAUGGCAAUUUUCAUUUAGACGUCGAGGAAAACAGAAAUCUAAUAGACGAAAGUGAGCAAGGCAUGUCGGCGUCCGUUUCUUCGGCUUGUACGAAUAAAGGCCGCAAUAAUCCAGCUUUGUGCACCUUCAUCUGUGGUAUCUACAAGGUUUUUUGCGCGGUUCUUCAACAGCAGGGUGGGACUGUUGCAACAUUGCGACCUGAACUUCUUGUCGUACUUGCCAACGAGCCACAGCACGAGCUUCGCGUGGCUGUCGUUAAUUGUCUAGCCAAAUUUCUGCGAGUGGAUCGCGAAUCGCAAAAGACGUCAUUUGCGUCUACGAAGAACUCAAAUCAUGCAUCGACUUGCAUUUUCGGCUUUCAACUGCUGGCAAAUCAGCUCUCACAAUUCGAAUGUUGUGAGGAGCUCCUUCUCGCAGUGCUUCAGCUGGCAUCAGGACGACAGAUUUUGCGACUUGAACAAAUGGACAACUUUCAGCAAUUGCCCCUUGGUCCAUCGUUUGCCGUGUGGCCGGAAGCAUCUGUUGUGCUUCUAGCAUGCAUUAAUCGCUGCACCUCGGCUGAUCUGGCAGCGAAGUAUGUUUCGACAUUAGCCCAGGUAGUCUCCGGCUGCCCACCGAUUGCUAGAAGUCUUGCUUAUUACAAUAUAGUCGAACAGGUGUGUGAACUAUUGCCUUAUCUAACAGGAGCGCUGUCACAGUCUCUAUAUGCGCUUGUUCGCGUCAUCGUUGCACUGCAAACCGCUCAACCAACCGAAAGUCGGGCUGCCGCUGCAAGUACUCAACUUGCUGUACAAUUCUACAUGCGUUUAUAUGCACACUAUGUGAAGAAUGAUCCAACUUCUACGAGCAUAAAAUACAUACCUCGGCUCUACGCAGGUGCGUUGCACGGUUUUAGCGAUGCACUCAAACACAAUAUCUUGAUGCACAUCACAGUUCCUGCGCUAUUGGAAGAGAAGCCGGAAAACACUCUCAAUAACUGGGAUUAUUCCCAUGAAUCCGAGGACAUAGUUACAAAUCGUCCUAACAGCAACACAUGCAUACGAUUCCCCAUUGGGCUAGCAGUUCAACGAGAUUUGAAUACGGCCGAAGGAAGUCGACUAUCAGGAGCUCUGGGGACGUUGACAGGAAGACGCGGGCGUUGCUCUCCUCAGGUUCUGGAACGGCAACUUCUGCUACUUGUUGAACUGUUGCAGUUUUCACGACCAUCAGUUCUACUCUGUACCGAAGGAUUCGCUUGUUUAGGCGACGUACUACAUGUGCUCGCUAUGGCAUGUCUGCAGGACGAUCAUCCAAGUUUAUCAAAAACUGCAGUGUAUCAACUAUCGAACUUGGCCCUAGCACUCUUGCGGCCCACACUGGACAUUUCUUGUCGUUUACGUAGUGCAGAUCUUCUAGGUCGCAUACCGAACCUUUGCGCCCUUUUUCCAUUGUUCGCUGCAAAUAAGUUGGAACUGUUGGCUGCGUUUGUCGUCGAACUUUCCGAGGGCUCCGAAGGGGAUCAGAGAACUAAGAUUUUGCUCAACUCAAUCGCUGAUAGCCUAGCCCCUGACAGUGGACCAUUCCGCUGCGAGAUGAAACGACAGAAGUGGCUUGCGCAGUUCGAAGAGGAUCGGGCCUCGUUCCUGGACACACAGGCCACGGCGGCGCUGGGUGCUUCCCAGCUUGCCGCGUCUCGAGUGAACCUGGAACAGCAACACGUAACCGACGCUGCGAUGCGGGUUACAAGGACGAUCGUCGACUAUCAAAACUAUGUCCGCAAGGCCUUUCUAAGUGCAUACAAAGGUCGCAAAUGUGUCGAAUAUGAACUUCGCCUCAAAUGGAAGGGGAUUGCACAGCGGCUUACCCAUGAAAGGGCCGUAUGGCACAUGCCAGAGUUCGUGCCAGCCUCGUGGGAGCUUGAUCCAACCGAAGGUCCAUGGCGUAUGCGUAAACGCCUCAGACGCGCCCAUCUCGACCUGGAACCACGUUUUUGGAUUAACGGCGGCACGGCCCAAACUAAAUUUUCUCCACCGCUUGCAUUUCUCUACUGCCAGCAUGCGGCCCAACGGGAAAAAUGGCUCCAUUCGUUCGAACAGAUUCUCAGUGUUCAUUCGUGUUCAAUGAUCACUGCGAGUGUUGAAACGAGUGGUGAGGUUCUGGUUGGCUUAGAAAGCGUGCGCUUUGUCCCCGAAGAUAAACAGGUCGGCGCGUUGAGUUGGGCCUUUUCAACAAUAACCGAGCUGAUGCCGCGACGCUAUGAGCAUGCUGAUGUAGCUGUUGAGAUGUUCCUCAAUUCAGGAUUAACGUGUCUUCUUGUCUUUAAAAAUCGCGCACAUCGCCAAGACUUCUAUGAUAAGCUCACACUGAACUGUGAUAAACUGCAGAAGCCUGAAGCUCUACAGGCGGUUACAGCCCGCUGGCAAAGACGUCUGAUUACAAAUUUUGAGUACUUAACAUACCUCAACAAAAUGGCUGGCCGCAGUUUCAAUAAUCUGAUGCAAUACCCUGUAUUUCCGUUCGUAUUGUCACAGUAUGACGAAGACGAGCUUGACCUUAGUGACGCGAAGAACUUCCGCGUAUUGGACAAACCGAUUGCUGUUCAGGACAAAUCCCGUGAACCUCACUACGUCGAUGUAUUCAGGCAGAGCCAAGAGAACAUCACAAAUCUGUCUGUGGUAUCAGGCCCUUUCCAUUAUGGGUCUCAUUAUUCUAACUCGGGCAUUGUACUGCAUUUCCUAGUGCGCAUGCCGCCGUUUACGCAGGCAUUUCUCAGUUAUCAAGAUGAUAAUUUCGAUAUUCCCGAUCGUACAUUUCACUCAAUGGAAACAACGUGGAGACUCGCUUCACGCGAUAGUCCAACUGAUGUCAAGGAACUAAUUCCAGAGUUCUUCUACUUUCCCGAGUUUCUUCGAAACAUCUUCAAAUUCGAUUUUGGCAGUCGACAAAAUGGCGAACAAGUCAACGAUGUACGGCUCCCGCCCUGGUGUGAGAAUGAUGCGCGUCUCUUCAAUUUGAUUAAUUUAGCAGCCCUUGAAAGUGAGACGGUUACUGAACGACUUAACCUUUGGAUUGAUCUGGUGUUUGGCUACAAACAGCAGGGCCGAGCAGCGGUAGACGCACUAAACGUGUUCCAUCCGGCAACAUAUGCACACAAUGCUCCGCCAACUGAUCAAAUGGAUUCAAUCGCACUCAAGGCAUAUCGGGCCAUGAUUAAAACGUAUGGUCAAAUGCCAAUUCAGUUAUUCACGCAGGCGCAUCCGAACGUCAAUUUUAGUACAGUAGCUAGCACGCCGUCGAAAACUGUCGGACAGCGCGUGUUGCCAACAGUGAUCGGGGUCCGAUGGGGUGUAUUAGCCGGAAGUCCCGAUGAAGCAAACCCACCGGAGUGUAUUUGGUCCAAAGCAUUUGGUCCACCCGGUUUCGGACGACUGCGGCCGCUAGACGUCCAGCGAAUCGUUGGGGUAUCAAAUCAAGCAGAGCUUUUCGGUGGCCAUGACUCGCCAGCAGCACUGCUCAGUUGGUGCUACUGCGAUGCAGUACUGCGGCUAAAAACACGCAAGGACCUGGUGCCCCAACCCCUUCUUGAUGCCGCAUACGAUCCCGUGUCAUUCGUCUGCUGUUCCACUAACCGACCAGAGCUCUUUAUUGGUCAUAGCUCAGGCCGAAUUGGAGUGUUUCGAUUGCGGGUGACACCUUCGAUCAGUGCCGUCCACCUAGAUGAUUUGAUUGGCCACAAGGACAUUGUGUUGCAUGUCGAUGUCUGCCCCGAAUUCUUCAUCGUUGCUUCGUCAUCUAACGACGGGUCGUGUAUACUCUGGGACCUGAACAGUCUCAAGUAUGUUCGGACUGUGCUGCAGAUUGGUGAGCCGCUUACAUUGGCCAGGGUUAGCCCUACUCUUGGAGACGUAGCUAUCGCCCAGGAUGUUACCAACGGUGGCAGCAAAUUACAUCUGUACACAAUCAACGGCGUGUUUGUGGCACAGCUGGAGUGUUUGUCUCGAGUCACUUCUUUGGCAUAUUCAUCGGCACCUGAAGGUGCUAACGUCAAUUUGCUGCUGGCCGGGCACGCCGACGGUUCUCUGCGACUAUUUUCUUCCUGGAAUCUGGCUCCUGUUCGAGAACUAAACCCACGAAUGCGCAGCCCCGUUGCCGACGCCGUCUUCUCAAUCUGUAACCAGUUCAUUUUUGCUGCCGAUCAGUCUGGACAAGUAUGCGCCUGGGCGGGCGCUGCCCAUAAAUCUGGGACCGUUGCGCCACCGAAAUUUCUCCAGGAAAAGCUCUAGCUAUGACCAUCUAUCUAUAUGACGUUAAUAAUUAAUUAAAUCUCUAUGACGUUAAUAAUUUUUUUUUGAUAACACGUUUAUUGAUUAAUCAAGUGUACUCAUUAAGUCGAAAGCCGCCAACGUUGAAGACUAGCGCUCAUGCUUGCCUCAAUUAAUGUGAA